Schistocerca gregaria is the source of this 2242-nucleotide messenger RNA. RefSeq lists its product as uncharacterized. The record is from RefSeq and is a predicted model, not a curated record. Bases 14 to 1414 code for a protein of 466 amino acids. The transcript has 2 exons. NCBI's taxonomy places the organism in Eukaryota, Metazoa, Arthropoda, Insecta, Orthoptera, Acrididae.
GUCAAUCGGUUUGAUGUGGCAAGGCGUCCGUCGUAGGACCGCGAUUGGGCCGCGCAGUUUAUCCCUGAAACCGCGGCUUGCCAAUCUUCGCCGUCAAAGGCAGGUUCUUGGCGACGCACCUCAAGCCACAAAGCCUCGACGAGUCCCAACUAGAGAAGAGACUGAAAAAGACCAGAAAGACUUGCAAGAACGCAUUCAGAUGCACUCAUUGAAUUCUCCUGCGUUCCAUGUUCGAGAACCCUCUUUCCAUACAUUCGUCCCUUUUCUUUCUUCAUCCAUAUACUCGAAGAACUCAAGUGCCGAGCGCGAAGAAUGCAUGUCUAAGUUGAAACAUCCUUUUUGGAAACGACACCUAGCGAAUUGGAUCAUUCGCCGGUUAACUUCUUUAAAUAAAGAGAUUUGGGCUUCAACCGACGAAUGCGUGGCGCUAGCUUUUGCCGCCAUCGCUGAAGCCUUUUCUGAGCACGACCCGCAUAUGGCGAGCGAGCUGUUGCAUCCGAGUUGUCGCACUAUCAUGAUAAACAACUACAAAAACUGGUCUAGAAUCUUUGACUAUCGUCUGAAAGUCAGCAACAUAAAACCUGUACUACUGAGCAAAAAAUUCGUCUUUCAUCUUCUCGAGUUUCGAAAUGAAGCGCCUUGCAAAGUAUCUAUAUUAGAUAACUUAGAACUGAACUUCUCAACUCCUAUCGAAAACUACGACACUUGGAAAGAACAAUCUUCCGCGUUUCUACAAAAACUAGCAUUCAAUUAUGACGCGCUGAACUUAGAUGCACACCUUCACCUGAAUAAACAAAUCCAGGCGGAAACAACCGCUCUUUCAAAUCGGCCGCCUGUAUCCAAUAUUCCAGAAUUCCAGAAUUCCAAAGUGUCCUCUCCGGAUCUCAUUUCAUCUCUUUUCCCUCAUACGCUAGUCGUCCCCUUGUCCAGUCUUUUCUCCUACCUCCGCGCUGUUCGAUUUUUCGGGACCGAAUAUUUCUGGCGCAAUUCCACCUUAGAAAUUCAACUCACCUACCAAAUAUCUGCCUCUCACAGCCUCGAGCUCUUCGAUUCUCUUCACGAUUCCAGAUGCCUCGCCCGCCUAAAGGACCACGUUGCACCGCAUCUCGUUACAUUCUCCAACAAAAUUCCCCUCAGAUCAUCACCUGGACAGCCACCAUCGCUUGGCCAGUGGCUCAUAUCCGACUUUGACGAGAUUGUUCUCCAAGAAAAACUCAUCAUCGAGAAGCUCGCGGAAGUCAGCUCCACUCCACAACACGUGCUAGCAAAAAAGUGCAAAGACAUCGCCUGGAUGGGAUUGAAACCAGGACAAGAUCUCGCCAAAGAAGAAAAACAAAAACGUUCUCCAAAAAUUACCCUCCAUACACAAAAAAUAUCAUCUACACAUCAAAUAUCACAAAAUACAGAGCAAUAAUCUGUCUCAUCCAGCCUUAGCCAGGCCGCACACGUGCGUUUUGUGCGCGUAGGAUUUUUGUUAAUACAGAUUCUGUGAUCCGUUCUGCCAAACGUCCCUUUCCGUCCAAAAGUGCUCUUUGUUUCGGUCACUAAGAGCCGCAAUUAUUUUUACAGCUAUCGCUGAACGGUAACGCCCCCAUAUUUGGUGGUUGCAGGUCGCACAUCAUCUUUUUGAUCUGUCUGCGCUGAAGAAACCGCACACAUCCUGACCACGUGUAUGAAGACAUGCUACAAGACAAAAUCGUACAACAGAAUCUGUACAAAUAGCCCGUCUCGUGUGUGGACUAGACCAUACUGUGUACUUUUUUUUGUGCCAAUUCGACAUUUACCACGCUUUGCAACAUACACUCUCCAACACAUCGGCGCGUGAGGGCGGUACCUUUCAUACGUUUUGCAGUCUAGCCACUAUCCCUAAACUGGUAUGCACACUUCCUGACGCACCUUUUCGGAGAGCCGCGUUGCUCUGUUUCAUGUGCUUUGAGCAUAUCCGUGAAGAGCACUGGACAUGCCUAUUCGUGUAAGAGAAAUACGUCUCACUGUAUCUAUUUGCCGAUCCAUAGCGCACUUUAAGCGAAUUCGCCCACAAUUUUAGUUUACAGGCAAGCGCUUUCCUUCAUGUUUUGAUAACUUUGACGCACGUCAAUCUAUAGAUACAAGGUGCUCGCACUUUGAGAAUCCGGGGACGAGUCCUUCCCAUAGCGAUGCUUUCCAGCCUUGUAGCAUUGGUAAUGCAUUGUAUCACCGUUACCGGGAAUGUAUAUGAAUAUCGAAAGACCGAUUUUUUUUU